AUGACGGGAAUCCGCUGCGGACUCGCGUCGGGCAAUGAGUAUAGGAAAAGCUUCCACCUCUCCAGUAGCAUGAAAGAUGUUCCCAGAAACCCCUGCCAGUCCACCACUGUUCCCUACCUUUCUCUAAAUGGACUGCUGACAGAAGCCGCAGAAAGGGGAUAUGAGACCUUCUACUCAGAAUAUCCUGAGUGUUGUGUGGAUGUGAAACCCAUUUCACAAGAGAAGAUCGAAAACGAGAGAGCCCUCAUCAGCCAGUGUGGAAAACCACUGCUAAAUGUCAACUACAGGCCAGCUUAUGACCAGGGUGGUCCAGUUGAAAUUCUUCCCUUCCUCUACCUUGGAAGUGCCUACCAUGCAUCCAAGUGUGAGUUCCUCGCCAACUUGCACAUCACAGCCCUGCUGAAUGUCUCCCGGCGGACCUCCGAGGCCUGCACGACCCACCUACACUACAAAUGGAUCCCUGUGGAAGACAGCCACACGGCUGACAUUAGCUCCCACUUUCAAGAAGCAAUAGACUUUAUUGACUGUGUCAGGGAAAACGGAGGCAAGGUCCUGGUCCACUGUGAGGCUGGGAUCUCCCGCUCACCCACCAUCUGUAUGGCUUACCUCAUGAAAACCAAGCAGUUCCGCUUGAAGGAGGCCUUUGAGUACAUCAAGCAGAGGAGGAGCGUGAUCUCGCCCAACUUUGGCUUCAUGGGUCAGCUCCUGCAGUACGAAUCUGAGAUCCUGCCUUCGACGCCCACCCCACAGCCGCCCUCCUGCCAAGGGGAGGCCGCGGGCUCCUCGUUGCUAGGCCACUUGCAGACAUUGAGCCCCGAUGUGCAAGGAGCCUACUGCACAUUCCCUGCCUCCGUGCUGGCACCGGUGCCCACCCACUCGACGGUCUCAGAGCUCUGCAGGAGCCCUGUGGCCACAGCUACGUCCUGCUGAAACUGGGGUGGAGGAGCCAGCCCGGCCCCAAGUGCAACUGUGAUUUUGUUUCUUAAACUCGUGGACAUUUCAUACCUGUGCAAUACUGAAGGCCUCACUCUGUCCCACUGCCCCAGUGCAAUGGUGAGUGGUCACCAGGCUUGCAAAUGAACUUCAGACUGACCUCAGAGAUAGGUUCUCUGGACUGAAGGAAGGCCAAGCCAUUAGGAGAGCACAGGCGUGCUGACUACUGUACCUCCAGACCCCCACCCCUCUUGGGACUGCACAGUCCUCACACCUCAGAGUUCGCCUUUUCAUUUCAAGUGUAAGGCAAUAAAUCCUGCAGCAAUGUAGGAGACCAGGAGAAAAGGCGGUUCCGAAGCCAAUUUUGAAGGAAGCACAAUUCCCACCUUAUUUUUUGAAUCUUGGCAGUCUUCAGUGUCUGUCUCUGUUGCUCCAGGGCAUAAGCUGACCAUUAUCUAGUCAGGAAAGUCACCCUCCUAGGUUUGUAGGGACACGAGCUACAAGCUGAUUUGAACCCUAAAAAGUUUUUGAGAUUUCUUCUUGGGUCUGAUGGGGAGGCAGUUGGUUGAAGUAGCAAGACAUUGAUUUUCUAGGUUUCUUUUCCACUGUGGGUCUUCCCUGACCUUAGACUUUGGCAUUCUUAUUCAUACUUGAACCUGUCUCAUUGCACCUCUCCUCAAAGAAACUAUUUGAGAAGCAUUUUUCAGACCAUAGACUAUCUACUGGUGACAGUAGAUGCCAGGAGGAAAAGGGUACCGGCUAGGUAUUCUGGGUCAGUGAUGUCAGAAAUUGUCAGCUUACUGUCCUGUAUGAUCUGUGCUUGUGUCUCCUCUCGUGUGACAUUUGUUUUCUUCCCUGCCCCUGGGGGUUGUCUUUUAGCUUUUGACUUCUGAGAUUUGCAGAUUUUGCAGUGUGGUACUACUUUUUUGUCUGUAGGUUACGUCUCCAGGGGAAAAGGCAAUAAUUUUUUUA
Molecule: messenger RNA, 1905 nt
Organism: Otolemur garnettii (small-eared galago)
Lineage: Eukaryota; Metazoa; Chordata; Mammalia; Primates; Galagidae
Gene: DUSP5
Product: dual specificity phosphatase 5
Exons: 5
Coding region: 1-930 (309 amino acids)
Biological process (GO): negative regulation of MAPK cascade; protein dephosphorylation; endoderm formation
Cellular component (GO): cytoplasm; nucleus
Molecular function (GO): MAP kinase tyrosine/serine/threonine phosphatase activity; protein tyrosine/threonine phosphatase activity
Source: RefSeq, a predicted model, not a curated record